ACAGGUCCAACUUUUUUUAUUCCUUUUAAUUAAUUACUGGCAAAUAUGGUAUUUGAUCUGGCAAAGCAGAUUAAAGAAAGAAAGCUUGAAGGUUUCUCCUUCAAAUCUUCUGUUAUUUUCUUCCUUGUAAGAUGCAGAUUUUAAGGUGGGGGAGAAUCAAUAUUAAAUACAUAUGGCUCUGUCAGUAACCUUUCAUUUUAAUUUCUCCAUGUUUUGUUGAGUUUUAUAUUAUUUCUGUCCAAAGCACCUACCUUGUCCUGCCUUUAAUCUCUUCAUUUCCUCUUGGUUCAAGCCACAACCACACAAUGAUUUAAUUAUUUCUCCUAACUCUACUCAAGAUCUCUCUCUUUCUCCUUUUUUUCAUAUAACCCAGCUGCAGUUUUUCUUUUUCUGUUCAGAAAUUGUAUAAAGUUGGUUUUUUUACAAUGAGAGACUUUGUUUCUUGUUUUGGUGAAAGUGCUGUAAAUGUCUCCCAUUCUUCUUGUUCUAGUUACUCCAGCAAUCCCUGCAUCUCCCCAAGUCUUGUUCCUUCUGUUCAAAAUGCAGUCACUUGUCUUUACAAAAUCAUCCUCUCAAAUACAAACCAUCUCUUCAUUACUGUAACUUGGUGUAGAAGCCCCAUUACAGGUCAAGGUUUGAGCAUAAACUUUGGUGAUGAAACUUCUGCAUCGUUCAAACUCAACACAAGUUCACGCUUCUUCAGGAAGAAGAAAGGCAACAAAGUGAUAGAAUCCACCUCUUCAAAGAUCGAAGUUUUCUGGGAUCUUUCAGCUGCUAAAUAUGAAACUGGACCUGAACCUGUUGAAGGGUUUUACAUUGUGGUGAUGAUUGACUCAGAAAUUGGCCUUAUUUUAGGCAAUUUGGGUGAAGAAAUUGUCACCAAGAAGUUGAAGAACAGCUCUCCAGUGGCUAAAGUGUCUCUCAUUACAAGACAAGAACAUUGUUCAGGCAAUACCCUUUAUUCCACCAAGGCUAAAUUCUGUGACACAGGCAGUGCACAUGAUAUUGAGGUAAAAUGCAGUGGAGACAAUGAAGGUUUAAAGCAUCCAGUUUUAUCUGUGUGUAUAGAUAAGAAGAUGGUGAUUCGUGUAAAGAGGCUGCAAUGGAAUUUCAGAGGAAAUCAAACAAUUUUUGUUGAUGGAUUGCUUGUUGAUCUGAUGUGGGAUGUCCAUGAUUGGUUCUUCAACCCUGCAAAUGGUUAUGCAGUGUUCAUGUUUCGAACAAGAAGCGGAUUGGAUAGCAGGCUCUGGCUGGAAGAAAACUUGCUGCGGAAACAGCAAGAGAGUAUUGAAUUCUCGUUGUUGAUCUAUGCCUGCAAGAGCCCUUAAAGAAACUGACUCCUUCUUGGUGGUUUUUUUUUUUUUUUAAUUUUUAGAGUAUACUUUUCCUUUUUAUAUUUUUUGUUGAAAGGUUUAGAUACGUGAUUCUUUUGAUGAACAGAAAAUAACUUGGAGUGCAAAAUGCUAGUUGUUAAGAUGCAGCAGAAAUAUGAAUUUAAGAUUCAACACA
Mangifera indica (mango) is the source of this 1509-nucleotide messenger RNA. RefSeq lists its product as uncharacterized. NCBI's taxonomy places the organism in Eukaryota, Viridiplantae, Streptophyta, Magnoliopsida, Sapindales, Anacardiaceae. The record is from RefSeq and is a predicted model, not a curated record. The coding region runs from base 426 to 1328 and encodes 300 amino acids. The transcript has a single exon.